This is a messenger RNA of Nicotiana attenuata, 674 nucleotides long. RefSeq names its product CASP-like protein 4D1. The coding region runs from base 35 to 556 and encodes 173 amino acids. NCBI's taxonomy places the organism in Eukaryota, Viridiplantae, Streptophyta, Magnoliopsida, Solanales, Solanaceae. The transcript is spliced from 3 exons. The record is from RefSeq and is a predicted model, not a curated record.
UGUCAAGGAAAGAAGAAAUUAAACUAAGAAUAGAAUGGCUACUUCUAAUAUAAUUAUCAACUCAAUUGCUAUACUGAGGAUACUUACUCUCGCGUCGUGCGCAGCUGCCCUUGCACUUAUUGUUACAAACAACUUCAAAUUAGAUGGUGACAAAACCAAAUUCAGUGACAUCAAAGGCUUCAGGUAUGUCUUAGCAGCCGCUGCAGGAGGAGUUCUGUAUUCAUUGAUUCAGCUGCCUUUCGCACUGUAUUAUGCCGUCAAAGAGAAGAGGUUGAUUAAGGGCGACUUUCUGCCGAUGUUUGAUUUUUACGGAGAUAAGGUGAUAGCGUUCUUGUUGGCAAGUGGAGUUGGCGUAGGAUUUGGCGUCAGUAUUGAACUGAAAAUAUUGAUAGACCAAUUAGUUGACAGCUUUGAUGGAGUUGAGGAAUUUCAGGACAAGAGCCAAAAAUUUCUGGACAGAGGAAUUAUUGCCAGUGGAAUACUCCUUGUUGGUUUUACUACCAUGGCUAUACUCACCAUUUUUACUUCUGCCAAUCGCAAUGGAAGAGGCUUCUAGCUCUGACUAGAUGGAAAAUUUAAAAAAAUUCAAUUGCCAUCUUUUUCUGUAGUCAUUUCAUUUUGCGGUGUAAUACUCUCUACUUUGAUUUUGUAAGAACUACGAGAAUUCAUUUUGU